This is a messenger RNA of Penicilliopsis zonata CBS 506.65, 1487 nucleotides long. RefSeq lists its product as hypothetical. The record is from RefSeq and is a predicted model, not a curated record. Gene Ontology annotation, cellular component: endosome; Golgi apparatus; trans-Golgi network. The transcript is spliced from 5 exons. Bases 164 to 1366 code for a protein of 400 amino acids. Gene Ontology annotation, molecular function: antiporter activity. Lineage: Eukaryota; Fungi; Ascomycota; Eurotiomycetes; Eurotiales; Aspergillaceae.
UACAAAAGUACUCUAUUCUAUUACUAUCCUUUCAACCCACCCCCCCCUCCCCGUUAAGACCGCCCUCCUGGCCUCGUUAUCGUUCGGCAAAAGCAGCCUUGCCCGGCCGCGACCUUUCGACUUCCAGAAUUUUCUCUCCGAACAGUCUCGAAUCAUUCGCAACAUGAGUUCCGACGGCGAGAAGGUCAGAACCUCCGGCGAGGUCUCCCGCGCCGAGCCUACCCUGCCAACCGUCAACCCCGCGGUUGAGAAGAGAGAGCCUCCCAAGGCCGCGUUUCAUCCCGCCCUCUAUGUGACGGUCUGGAUCACGCUGAGUUCCAGCGUUAUUCUCUUCAACAAGCACAUCCUCGACUACGCUGAAUUCCGUUUCCCUAUCAUUCUAACAACAUGGCACUUGGCCUUUGCGACCUUCAUGACCCAGAUUCUGGCGCGGACGACUACCCUGCUCGAUGGCCGCAAGACGGUCAAGAUGACCGGACGUGUCUAUCUGCGUGCGAUCGUUCCCAUCGGUCUUUUCUUCUCUCUGAGUUUGAUCUGCGGAAAUGUCACCUAUCUGUAUCUGAGUGUCGCCUUUAUCCAGAUGCUAAAGGCCACUACUCCUGUUGCUGUCCUGUUCGCCACCUGGGGCAUGGGCAUGGCGCCGGUCAACCUGAAGGUGCUGAUGAACGUGUCCAUCAUUGUGGUUGGUGUCAUCAUCGCCUCGUUCGGUGAGAUCAGGUUCGUCUUGAUCGGCUUCCUGUUCCAGCUCGGCGGUAUCGUCUUCGAGGCUACCCGCCUGGUCAUGGUCCAGCGCCUGCUCAGCUCCGCCGAGUUCAAGAUGGACCCGCUCGUCUCGCUCUACUACUUCGCGCCCGUCUGCGCCGUCAUGAACGGUGUCACCGCCCUCUUCAUCGAGGUGCCCAACGUCACCAUGGACCACGUCUACCGCGUUGGUGUCUGGACCCUACUUCUUAACGCCGUCGUCGCCUUCCUGCUCAACGUCUCCGUCGUCUUCCUGAUCGGCAAGACUUCCUCCCUGGUCAUGACCCUUUGCGGUGUUCUCAAGGAUAUCCUCCUCGUCGUCGCCUCCAUGAUGAUCUGGAACACCCCCGUCACCGGCCUCCAGUUCUUCGGCUACUCCAUCGCUCUUAUCGGCCUCGUCUACUACAAGCUCGGCGGUGACAAGAUCAAGGAGUACGCCGGACACGCCAACCGCGCCUGGGCCGAGUACGGCGCCCAGCGCCCCACGCAGCGCAAGGCCAUCAUCCUCGGCGCCGGUCUCCUCAUCUUCUUCCUCCUCAUCGGCUCGAUGGCCCCUAGCUACGCUCCCGAUUCCGUCGCCCAGGUCAAGGGCAUGCUGGGUGGUGCCACUGCCGGCACUGCCUAAGCCUGAAGCUUUUUUUUCCCUCUCUCUCUCUCUCUCCCGCCGUCGAACGAUUCAAUUAUGCUUAUUAUAGAAGGAGCGAAGUGCUUCCCUCCCCCGCUCACUGAUAGAGUUCUUGAUUCUU